ACUGCGCGCAAAAAACCCUAGCAGCUAAAUUCCCAUCCCCCACCUUCGAUCGAUCCCAAUGGCGACGGCGAGGCUGCGGUCAGCGACGGCGACCUCCCUCCGCGGCAUCCUCCUCCGCCACUGCUCCGUGGGGCCCGCCACCGGGACCCCGCACGCCGUCUCCCGCGCCACAGAUUUUCAGGUUCCUGGAUCUGCAACAUGGAGGCAUUUCUCAACAUGCAGACCUAAUCCUCUUGCAAAAGGAGAUAACUUUGGUUCAGUCGCUUCGUUGUACAUCCAGGCAAGAUGGGCUUCUCAUGCCACUGCUGUUAAAGAAACUGACCCCAGUGGUGGCAAGAUAAGCAUUGGUCCCAAAUCUAAGCAGAUCAAGGAGGACGACAAAGAUGACGAGGGACUGGUUUAUCAGGGGCCGAUCUCAUCAACCAUAAAGAAAGUGAAGCUUCUCUCCCUGUCCACCUGCUGCCUAUCGGUGUCGCUAGGCCCUGUGAUAACAUUCAUGACAUCACCGGACAUGAAUGUAAUCCUCAAGGGAGGAGUUGCGUCCACUGUGAUUUUCCUCAGUGCCACUACAACUGCAGCCUUGCACUGGUUUGUGAGCCCAUACAUUCACAAGCUGAGGUGGCGACAAGGUUCAGAUAGCUUCGAGGCAGAGAUAAUGUCAUGGCUGGCUACACCACUGAAAAAGACAAUCAAGUUUGCUGACAUCAGGCCUGCGGAAACUAACCGUCCUUUUGUCACCUUUAGGGCAGAGGGGAACUUCUACUUUGUCGAUGCCGAGCACUUCUCAAACAAGGCCUUGUUGGAAAGGCUCACACCUAAGCAUCCUAACGAGUCUGCAUUCAAAAACCUGUGAUGGAAGCUACCUGAUGGCUGGCACUUGAGCUUGUGAACCUAGUUGGACGUUUGGAUCUUUUUUCCCCUUGAUACGGUUUCCUGGGUAAUACUAAUGAGAUGUAGUUAUGUUAUUUCUGUUGUUUUAAUUCUGCUUGGCGCUGGUGUGGAAUAUUUGUAACUACAGAGAACAGGCGUGCUCCCGGACCAUUUUGAAUAAGUAGCAGUCACAUGUCAUCUGUGAUUAAUUGGCAGUUCAAAUUCUGUUCCACGCCAUGUUUAGUCUAUUUCUAACACAGUUUAAAUAUUUGUAACACAGUGACGGCACAUUAGAGAUCAA
Molecule: messenger RNA, 1171 nt
Organism: Brachypodium distachyon (stiff brome)
Lineage: Eukaryota; Viridiplantae; Streptophyta; Magnoliopsida; Poales; Poaceae
Exons: 2
Coding region: 59-853 (264 amino acids)
Biological process (GO): mitochondrial proton-transporting ATP synthase complex assembly
Cellular component (GO): mitochondrial membrane
Source: RefSeq, a predicted model, not a curated record